This is a messenger RNA of Drosophila rhopaloa, 13037 nucleotides long. Its product is annotated as serine-rich adhesin for platelets. The transcript has 10 exons. The coding region runs from base 2063 to 7900 and encodes 1945 amino acids. Gene Ontology annotation, biological process: regulation of transcription by RNA polymerase II; negative regulation of DNA-templated transcription. The record is from RefSeq and is a predicted model, not a curated record. Gene Ontology annotation, cellular component: histone deacetylase complex; transcription regulator complex. Lineage: Eukaryota; Metazoa; Arthropoda; Insecta; Diptera; Drosophilidae. Gene Ontology annotation, molecular function: transcription corepressor activity.
AAAACAUUUUGCCCCUCCUGUUCAUGCUGUUGUUGUUGUUCGUUCGUAGGCUGUUUAUUGCCAUGCCUUGGCGUUGUUGUUAGUGUUGUUGCUGUUGUUAUCCUGCUGAUGCUGUGUAUCUAUGUAGAAUAUAUCGAUUUAUUUUGACUUCUCUUUAUGUGUUCAGCCUUCCCUAAUACAUACAAGCAGGGGCGUACUGAGAAAUAUUUGCAUUGUGAUUCACUUUGGAAUUGAAAGUAUUAAAUAUAUUAGUUUGUCUUGCUUUUUUAAAUCAAGUAAACUAUGGUUUAAUCAGUUGAAGCUUGAGAUUUUUAAAUAAGGUCUAAAAGAAUAUAUCAUUACUGUUUGAUUAACUUUCUAAAUAAGGUCCAACAGAAUAUAUCAUUACUGUUAUAUUUUCUAACAUUUAAAUCUUCUUCAGCUUUUUAAUAUUAAUUAGAUAUGUUUCUACCAACUUUCCAAAUAUAAAAUAAAUCGCGGAAGUAGUUUCAACAAUGCUGGAAAGCAGGCUACACUUUUAAUAUAUAAUAAUAUAAUAACAGUCAUAAUAUUUUACUAAUAUUUUUGUGAAUCCGUAAUAUAUGUACUGCACGCAAGUAGAGAUGAAUUUAUUUUUAUAGCAUCCUUUAAGUGAUCUGAAAUCCCCCUUGACCCGCUCCCGACCAAGCCCCUGCCUACAAGCGUAUUAUUUAAUACGGGCAGGACGAUAAGGCUCCAAAACUCGGUUAGCAGGCCCACUUUAGGGCGCUUCUGGGUUGAGCGGUUGAGCGGUUGAGGCUCCCUUUUGCCUUUUCCUCCUUCUUUUCUGGAUGUUGUUUCUCGCUUUACUUUUUGCGCUUAAUGCGCCAAUUCUGACAACAGUCGAGCGGUAAUGGGUGGGGGUCCUUCGGAUGGAAGGCAAGUCGGCAGCGACCCAAAGUCAAAUUGAGUAAAACGCAUUGAAAACUUAAGUAAUUUCCCAAGAACGGCCCACAGUUCUUAAAAGCUUUUUUUCCUGCCUUUGUUCUAAACGAGAAGCCCGAAGCAAACGUUUCUGCCUUUUUUUAUUACUAUUUUCUGUUUCGCUCCUUUGCUCUUGUUAUUGCAGAUGGCCAAAGUUGUUGGCCAAGUAUAAAAAUGUGUUUUAUAUUGUAAUAACGAAGAAUGCACUGAAGUCGAAACUCGACAAGCGGACGGGGGAAACCGAAAAAACAGAACAGCACACAAAAAUUCAUAAACUGUUUAAUGAAGCGGAGCAAUUACAUAAGGCCAAAAUCGAAGUGAGCAAGUGCAGCAAGGAAAUGCUAAAAGACGAUGAUAAAGCCAAUUAGAUUAGUAACAGAAAAGCCAAAUGAAAUUAGGGACACAACAAAAUUUGUGCUUUUCUAAAACCAUUUUAAUCUCUUUUCCGCAGUAAGAUGUUAAGAUGUAAUCGAUAAAAGCGUGCCAAGCCGUCCUCUUUACAAAGAAUCAACCCUCAACUAAAGUAAACUACGACUUUUUAAAGUUAUAAACCUUGAAAAGGACAAACGAAACGUUGGUAGAAUAGCAGAACAAGGAGUGACUUGUGUGUUUUUGUGUACAUAAAAACGGAAAGUAUGUGAAUCCGAGGUGCUAAAAUGGCCGCCCUCUUGCUUCUGGCCCACCUUGUGUCUCUAGUGUCCGUGCGUGUGAAAUAAAACAAAAAAAAAAGAAAAAAGAAAAGCGAAAAAAUAAGAAAAGCGAUAAAACGACAACUACCACAAUCAGCGACGGUGGAAUAGCGAUUCAAUGUCACAGUCAGCGAGCAGCAUCUAUGUGCCCAGCUUCAGAUACAGAUACAGAUUCAGAUACUGGCACCCAUAUACAUAUACCCACACCCACACAUAUGUAUACCGCUCGCGUGUGUAGAGAAAAGCCAUAGCCGCAGAUUAGUGAGCCAGUUUCAAGGGGCAGACAACGAAGAAGCCAAGACGACGACAAUCAACAUUCAUCAUACGCACCGUGGGACGCGGCGCAAAACGCAAAUGCAGCCCCCGAUCGAUCGGUACCGAAGAGCAUCCACCUGCCACUGACGACUCUCAGCAGCGCGCCGCGCGUGUUGAUGUGCAGCGCAUCCGUGGGAAGCGAAGGAUCCGUGACUCUGCAACUGCGGGAUGCGAACGCCCUGGAGGCACAUACCGCGAAGACAGCAGCCUCAUCCACGACGUCACCGAACGGCGCUUCAGGAGCGCCAGCGUCGACGCUAGAGAAUGCGCUGACCAUUGGCUAUCCGGAUCCGGAAAUGUUGGCAGAUGUCUUGGGCACCAUUCAGACAGCCUCUCUCAAGAACAACAACUCAAUCACAGCAGCAACUUCAAGCAAUAGCUCGGCCAAGUCGGCCAGCAGCAAUCAUCUGAACAAUCCCAAUAAGAUAACGAUAACCAGGCGCAGUGUGCAGUCGGUCAGCACCUCCACCUCCACGAGUACUAUUAAUACCAGCAAGAGCAACACCAGCUACAUCAAGAACUGCUUGAUUCGCAGCAGCAGCUGCAGCAACACGGUCACCAAUGUCACGACAUUGGCGCAGAUUAUGAGCAACAGCAGCACGAGCAGCGCCUCCAGUUUACUCAGCCAGCACAACAACAACAGCAACUGCAGCAACAGCAGCAACUUCAGUACCGCCUCCUCCGUCGGCAGCAGCAUCAGUGUCGGCAGCAACAGCAGCAACAGCAGCAGCAGCAACUGCAGCAACGGCAGCAACAGCAGCAACAGCAACGACAGCAACAGCAGCAGCGGCGGUGGACACAGUUUGAGUUUCAAAGGCACCGGGCGGCAUGUUCCCGUCGGAGGAUUGAGUUCAUCGGCGGCAGUCACAAGCGGUAGCGGUACCGCGAGCGGUAUCAGCAGUAUCAUCAGCGUCGAGGCGCCGCGGAAAAAUCGACCCAAGUUAUCCUCACCCACUCGUCACGGACCGCAGCAGUGUCAGAUUUGUUGCAAGAUCUUUGGAAAUGCCUCGGCGCUGGCCAAGCACAAACUGACGCACAGCGACGAGCGGAAAUACAUCUGUGCGCUCUGCUCGAAGGCAUUCAAGCGGCAAGAUCACUUAAACGGACACAUGAUGACUCAUCGGAACAAGAAGCCUUACGAGUGUAAGGCGGAUGGCUGUGGCAAGUCCUACUGCGAUGCCCGCUCCCUGCGGCGUCAUUCGGAGAAUCACCACGCCGGCGGGGCAGCCACGCCCACCACCAGCAACUCCCUCUCGCCCACCGCCAGCUCGAGCGGCACGAGCAACAGCAGCAGUGCCGGCGUAGCCACCAGUUCCCUCAGUCUUUCGCCGGCCACGGCCAGCGGGGAUGCCAGUUCCCCGGACGGAGCCACCUGCAUCCGCACCUACAUUUCCACGGGCAGCUCGGUGGUGGACGCGGCCACUGGGAUCGCCCUGUCGGAGGAGCAGAUCAAGGCCAUGAACCUGCCGAUCAAGACGGGCGUGACUCUGCUCUCGCCCACCACCUCCACCUCGUCGAACGCCUCCUCCACGGCCUCGUCGGCCAGCUCAUCGCUUUCCUCGGCGGGAUCGGGUGCGGGUUCGAUGUCGGGAUCUGGAUCUGCAUGCGGAUCCAUUUCGAUGGCCCCUUCGCCAUCCAACUCGAUGGUGGCCGCCAGUUCGCCCACCAUAACACUCAGUGAUGGCAUGAGUCUCGAGGGCGAGGGCCUGACCCGCGAGCAGCUGGAUCUCAUCAGCAAGAUCAUGCAGCAGACGAAGCAGACGAGUGCCCAGGUCACCGUCUCCUCGCCCACCAGUGUCAGCUCCUACAAGAUCAACACCAACUCGUCGCCAUCGCAAAACAGACCGCGCACCUGGAACAUGCAAUUGCUAAAUAGUGCCCAAAAUGUUACCGUCACCGUGGAGGACAACUCCGAUCUGGCGGCUCCCUCCUCCAAUUCGCCCGUGGAGGUCAAGGAGGAGGAGCUGAGUCCCCAAAUAGUGGGCAACAUGAAUCCCCACCUGCUCAACAUCGUCAAGCUCGACAAGCCCGUCGAGUGCAAUCUCUGUCACCGAAAGUUCAAAAACAUACCCGCCCUCAAUGGGCACAUGCGUCUGCAUGGCGGCUACUACAAAAAGGAUCCGGAAACGAAGCGCAGCGAGAAGAAGGACUCCAGUGGUCCGCCCCUCCAGACGGCCAGCAUCGGAGUGCGCGCCCUCAUCGAGGAGAAGAUCAUCAGCAAGCGCAAGGACAUGACUAAGGGCUCCUUUGUGGUUCCCGCGCCACCACACAGCAGUGGCACCACCACCACCCUGCGCCGGUCGAUCAGCGACCUGGAGAGCUUCCUCAACCCGAAGACGAGCACCAGCAGUCACACCCAGACGAUGACCACCAGCACGGGCACCACCACAGCGGUUCUGCCGGCGGCCACCACCAUCAAGAGCAGCAACGGACUGAGCAUCCAGCAGAUUGGCCUGCCGCAGAGCAUCGAGAUCUUCAGCGGGGGUCAGAAGCAGGCCAAGACGCUCAAUCUGGGCACGGGCACCAAUACGAUCACCAUAACCACCAACAAUGUGCCCACCACAACGACAAUGAGUGCUCUGACUGCAUUGAAGGCGGGAGGUACCAUUAGCGGCAUCUCCACGGCCACCAACACGGAUCCCAAGGACUCCACUCUCAUAGAGCUCCUGAAGAGGGGAACUCGCAUUGCGGUGACUUCCAAGAAGGCCCAAUCCCAGUGCCAAUCGGGAGCUGGCAUAAUGAUGACCUCCAGUGGAACGACUGCAAGUGCAAUGGGCGCCGUCACCGAGUUGACCACCAUUGGUGGCAGUGGCGUGCAGACGGUUGGCCGGCAGAUCAUCACCAACAACAACCGCACCGUGAUCAUACCCUCCGAUGUUCAGGUGGUGUCCACCCGGAGCAAGCUGAGCAGCUUGAGCAGUUUGGUUAAGAGCAACAUCACCAGCAGUGGCAGCUGCUCCUCGGGGAAUCUCCAACUGGCAGAUGGCACACCGCUUUCCCUGACCAUCGCACCCAAUCAGGAGAUCUCGGGAGAUGGAGCCGGCGGAACGGGCAGUGUGAUCACCAGCGGCGGAGGAGGAGUCUACACAGUGACCUACACCAGCGAUGGCACCGAUCUCUUCGACGAGGCCGAGGUGUACAACGUUUCGGACACGGAGAUGCUGCUGCAGACGGUGGACUCCAUGGAGCUGCUCAACGACGAGGAGGACGAGCCGCAGAUUAAGAGCGAACAUUCCGAGGACUUUGCCCUGCUGAGCGAGGCCGGCGACAGUGCCCACACCCAGUUGGUCAAGUUGGAGCCGGAAAGUGGGCAGGCCAACGCAUCCGUAUCCGGCACAAACACCACGCCGCUGCCCACCUUCCAGCAAUUCCAUUCCAAGGAGCUGAUCAUGCAGAACAGUUCGCAGAUCCAGGCGAUAGCCAGCAUGCGGGGAAGCGGAGUCCUGGCCUCGCCCCUCCACUCGCCUCUGGCCUAUCCCACGCCGCCGUCGAGUCACGAGAACAUGGCCCAGAGCUCGCCGUUCAUCGAUGAUGCAGCCGCCCAGUUUGUGGACGCCAGCAACACCUUCUUCGGAGACAAGACGGACUUCUCGCACAUCUACUUCAAGACGGACGAGGGCGAGGCCACCAUCGAGCAGUUGAACGAGCACGACAACGAGAAGAUCCUGAAGCUGAAGUCGGUGCUGGAGGAGAGCAGCUUCGAUCCCUCCAUCAAAGUGGAGGAUCUGCUGAAUGGCACGGACGAUGACACCGAGUGCGAUCUGCGGGAAUUCGCGGAAACGAAUCUCUCCUUUCUGGACGAGGAUCAGGAGUUCCUCAACGACUCGCGCAAUGCCACCUCCCCGCUCUCGGAGUCCUUCUUCACCAGCGGCAUUGGCUCCGCGGAGGAUGUAAAGCAGGUGCUGAGGGAAGUCCUGCCCGACGAGAACAUGCAGCUGCAGCUGAGCAGUGAGCAGCAGGGGGAGAACAUCAUCGAUCUCUACUAUCUGCCCGGUCUGGGACUGCAAUCCCAGAUGAUGCCCAACUCGGAGGACCCCUUGCUCUCCUCCUCGCCCCGGGAAUUUGGUCAGCAGCGGCAGCAGAUGGCUCUGCAGGCCACCAGCAUGCAGCAGCCACUGGAACAGGGCAACGGCAACAUCUACCAGCAACAGCAGCAGCAGCAACAAGAGCAACAGCAGCAGCCACAAGCGCAGCAGGAGCAACCGCAGCAACAGCAACAACAAUUGCUGCUGCCCCAGCAACCACUCAACCAAACGGAAUCCCUGCCAGCGGUGGGCCAGCAGCAGGGUGACUUUAUGCUGCCCCUGGUGGGUGGCCACGGAUUCACCCAGGUCACCAGCCAAGCCCAGUACAUGGACAACGGUCAGGGUGGCAUGGCGAUGCAGCCCCUCAACAGCCUGCUGCAACCUCUGCUCUAUGGUGGGGCAAGCACUUCCACUCACAACGCCACCGCCGCCGGGGGCAACGAAGCCCUGCUCACCACCGAUUGCCAAAUGAAUGCCGGACAAGGCCAAAUCGAGGCGGGCCUGCUGUUCGCCUGCGGCAACACGACAGCCGUGGCCAGCAAACCGCUGCCCAAUCCUCCCAGUGUGGCCUAUCUGCAGCCGCUGUCGAACCAAACCAAUUCCAUUCUGAAGCGCCGCCUCCGCUCCAAUGCGCCCCAGGAGACGCACAAGUUCUCCAAGUUCCACACCCUGUCGCCGCAUCGCUCCAAGCUGCGCAAGCCAUCCCGCACCCACUACACACCCGCACCGCUCCUGAAUCCGGAUCGCAAGGGCACGGGAUUGUACUGCAAUGUGCGCAAGCAACUGGGUCAGGGUCUGUUCGACGCCUUCGACGACGACUUCGGGGAUUCGGUGGGUCUGGUGGACUUCUCCGACGAGUCCAAGGUCAAUCUGGGCUCGACCUACCAGGCGCAGAUACCCAGCUGCAGGCCAAUGGAGGAGGCCACUCGGGAGGCACUGGGCGCCGAGCUGAUGUGGAAUCCCGAGGUGCAGGAGGACGACAAGAUCCUGAUGCGAUACAUUGAUCUCAGCAAGUCAUCGGCCGUGCCCAUGGGCAGUCAUUCCGAGGAGGUGGCGCUCCACACGCUGCUCAAGGCCAAGGGGAACUCGGCGGCAGCGGUCCUGACCCUGCUCCAAACCCAGUCCGGCGCCUUCCAGAUGAAGUGGACCGCCUACGAGCUGGAGCAGUUUCUGCGAGGACUGGAGAAGCAUGGCAAGGACUUUGGCAAGAUUGCCAGUGAGUUGCAGACAAAGUCCUCCGGGGAGUGUGUGCAAAUGUACUACUUCUGGAAGAAGCUGUGCGUGGACUACAAGGUGUCGCAUUUGAAGAUGGAGCCCGUGGUGGUGAUUGCACCGGCGGUGGAGAAGCCCUAUGUGUGCGAGAUCGCAGACUGUUCAGCGAGCUUCAGUUCGAAAGCGGCGCUGCACGGCCAUGUUCGCAUACACGCUUAUGGCCGCAGUGCCAGCAGCAACACCAACAGCAGCAGCAGCAGCCACAUGCAACAUGCCGCGGCAAAUAGUGCCAACUCUACCAGCAGCAGCACUAGCAACACCAACAACAGCAGCAGCUACGCAUGUGCAACGCUCGCCAGCAGCAACAGCAAUAAUCCCGGCAACAAUGCCACACCAGCAGCAGCAACACACGCCGGCAACAUGAGUCAGCACGGCAGCAACUGCAAUAGCAAUCCGAAUGCAGCGACAGCAACAUCAUCGCUUUCAAUCACGCCCAAAUCGGAAUCGGGCAUGGGCAACACUACUUUACCAAUUGCCAAGGAGGGCGAGUUCCCCUGCAAGGUGUGCGGCAAGGUCUUCAAUAAGGUGAAGAGUCGCAGUGCGCACAUGAAGACGCACCGCGUCCAGGAGCCGGAUCAAAAGCACCAGCUGAACCACCAGGCUGGCAUAGGAUUGGCCACCACCAUCGCCACAUCAACCAUCACCACCCCGUCGUAGGGACCGAUCGAAAAGGAUAAAGGAUAAUGGACAAGGAAUUAUUAAGGCGAACAUAGCAAACAAACAAAAAUCGAUUGACAAUCGCAUUAAGCAAGCAGCAAGCAUUGUUUACCACUGUUAGAAUUUAUGCUUAGACGAAUUUGAGUCUAAAAAUCAAUGUCACGUGUACGUAGUAGUUAAAGGCAUUUCUUCACUAGGUCUAUCUCUAAAUCUAAAUCUAUCUCUCUACCCCACUCUCUCAAUCACUUCUAUAUCUAUCCCCUAAGUAGAAGACACUGCGACUCGCACUAGGUUAUAAGUCUAGCCAAGGAUUGGUACAAGUUCAAAUUGAAUUGUUAUUGACUAAUGUAGGCAAGUGCAAUAUUUAUGUUGAAGUACUAGUAUAAUACGAAAUACGAAUAUGUAAGUGUAUACCUACCGUUUUUUAUAGUAGGCGUUUAUUCUGCUCGACUCGACUGUAGAUGUACUCUAAAACUAUACUACAAAUAUGGCUAAAGCUAAGGCGAAAUCCCGAUCUAUGAUAAACACUAGUGCAUAAUUACUGUUAACUACAAGUUUUUCUACUCAAAUACUCGUACAUAGUUGCAACACACUACACUGAUACUUUACUAGGGCGAUAAAUGAUAAAUGAUAAAUGUGUAGGACGUAAGAGAAUCUCUAUAUAUACAUACUUGAUAUAAUUACAUGCCUAGGUGUACGACGUAUGCGAUAUAUGAUUGUUGUUCUAGUUUUAACGACGCAAGUCAGCAACUCCGAGUAGUUGAAGUUUUACUUAGAUUGUACUUACCUACCUACGAACCUAAACUAUUGAACUAUGGCUUAGAUACCGAAAACCCAAGAGAAAAUCUAGUGAAAUCAAGUGAUAUUGAGUGAGAUCAAAAACGAUUUUAGCUAAACGUGAACAAAAUUCAAUGCACACCAAUGUAAAUGGAAGUUGAGAAAAGUUUUAACUUUACUUUUAACGCAAAGAUGUAGGUUGUAAGAGACACUGUACAUAAGAGUCUAGCAAAUUAACCGAUAAGAAAGGAUGUCUUUCAAAUUUCUCCAAAACGCAUAAAAGACAUUAAUCUAUUUAUAAUUAUAGAUCCCCUGCCCCUGCCCACACCCACAAAUACAAAGGAAAAACAGAGGGUUUGAACUCCGAACUUUGAACUUUGAACCCCACUAAGAACACACACACACACACAGAUACACUCACAGUGCCAUUUUUAUAUAGGCCUAGGGUAUACAUAGUUAUUAUAUUAUUAUUAUUAUAAUAUUAAAUUAAAUGGUACAACAGUAAAUCUGCCAGUAAUUUGAACAACAACAAGAAUCACACGUUUUCCAUUUGGACAGUGAGCUAAUGUACUACAACAAAUUGAUCAAUUGAUUCAACAUUUCUGAGGCAAAUGCCGCCGGGUGGUAUGUUAUUGACAAUGGCGUAAAUUAAUCUAGUUUAAUGUAAACCAAAACCAAAACCAAAACCAAAGCAAAACCAAAUGAAAUACUCACGUUUAGUCUAAUACCUUCCGCCCCUUUCCAUUCACCAAAACCCAUAGAUUCGGACAGAAAUUUGGAAGAUGGGAACUAUUAGCAAUUCUUAUGGUUGUACUCGCCAGUUGUGUGCGUCACUUUUUCUAAUCAGGUGCUGUAAAUAGAAAGAGCGAUAUACAAACCACCUCGAAACUGGAGUAACCAUUCAGAGACGGGGUCUGUCACUCCACUAUUCAUUUUUCUGGCCUUGUGUUCGCAAUAGCAUUAGUAGGCAUACAAUAGUCAUAGAUUAAGUUGAUGUACGACAUAAUUCUUGCAUAUUUUUUGGUGUUAUAUACAAUAAGCGUAAGCAGAUAUACAUAAAAAACCGAUACAGCUACAGCAGCCCACCAUAAAGCACCUUCAGUAACUGUUUGUUGUGGGCCUUCAAAGCCGUUUAAAGACUUUCUCGCGUACAAAUACAAAACCGAAUACCUACAUCCCCUUUCAAUCUGUAAUGGUCAUCCUUUGUUGUGUGCAUUUUCUCCUCAGAAGUCUUCCGUUUCCGCUUCCAUUUCCAUUUCCGUUUCCGCCUGAGUUGGUCCAUCUAUUCUGUUCGAUUCUGUUCUAUGCUCAAAUGCCUUCAAGCGUAAGUCUUAAGUAUUAUUAAAUAAAGUAUCCACAAAUGAGUGUUUAUCCUUAAGUAAGUGUUCAAAUCUAGAGUGUAACGCUAGCUUAAGUUGACAUGUGUGUGCACUUUGUUGCUUUUGAAAAAGUUUCCUAAAGACAAAGAAAGGAUAGAUGUAAAGUUAAGCAACUGCUCGAACGUCUAGUCAAAUGCGGUAGAUAUAUCACCUAAUUUAUUUAUGUUUUAUUUUAAGUUUCAUUUACUGUGCCAAAAUGUUUAUCGUUUACCAAUUAAAUGAUUUCAACUGUUUCAUUUUUCACACGAUCGUCUUGCCUUUUUAUUUUCCUAGUUAAACCAUUGCCGAAAAUAGUAAAGGACAAUCUGUGACAUUGAGUGCUACUUCCUCUAUGUUUCCAAGCGAUUAUUUCCGGAAUCAUCUGCAAAAUCUCAGCGGCAGCGGUUCCGCCUCACUCACUUUAUUCGAAUACUCUGCGUUGUGAUUGUUCAUUAAGCGAAUGUAAAGAUAAACUGUAUUUAUGCAAUACAAAUACGUAUUUAAAAGUAACCUGUAUAUAGAUGGCGGCCCACGUGGCUCCAGCUUCCUCAAAAGCCAAACUAAUUCUAGCUCAAACGUCGAAUUCACUCGAAUCAUCAGUAUAUACAAUUUAGAUUCUAAUUCAAAGACACUAUAUAGUUGCAUGAGUGGUUUACUUCUUCUCAGCAUCUGUUUGCCAUAUUUUGUAAAUCAUACUACCAUAAAUGUCAUACCGAACGAACGAGAACCGAAUAUUAAAAUUAGAAAACGCAACAGAAUUACUUCGAAAUACAAUACAAAACCUUUUGAAAUUGAAAACGAUUGAUAAUAGCUAUUAGACAUAUCAAUUUUAUUUAAACCGAAUUGAGAAAUCCAUUCAAAAAUAUAUAUAUAUGUAUACAUAGUCCGUACACCUCCGUGUGCAUCUGUGCAUGUUUGCAUUCCUGUUUAGCCAAGUAAGAGGUCAUUUUAAGCGUCAUCGUAGUAUUUACAGGAUCUUCUGUGAGGCACCUCUUUCGAAUCUUUGCUUUCAUGCGGAAUCUCAGAGUAUUUAGACUGACGAGUAAUAAAACAAUACGAAAUUAUGAGAUAUAACUUUGACGCGUUCCAUAAAACCUUCGUUUCGGUGCCGAACAACGAUCGAUCGCGAUCUUACCUAAGGACGCGAUGUAUUGCGAGACAAACUUUACCGCUCAGUAUUAUCGAAAUGCCCGAUUUCCUUUCCGAAAACGGAAACGGAAACGGUCGAAUACAAAUCGGGCGGAUCGGCCCUGCUAUGAUUAAGUACCAUAUACAUACAAAGAACUACACAAAUCUACGAUGUAAGUUUUAACUGUAAUAUGCAAAGAAACACUUUUAUAAAGAAGCAAACUGUUACUUUAUGGCAUUUAGUUGAGAUGCUGUAACCUCUUGUUGAUCGUAAAUUGUACUUAGCAUGUAAUACCUAUUUAACUCGCAGACACCUACACACGAAUACGGCAUUAAAAAAUAUAUAAAUGUAUUUAUACAGUGCUAAUAUUAAUAUUCUGAUAUGAACGAAUAUUUUAUGGUACAUCUAUAUAUGUACAUAAUAAGAGUAAAUGUUUUCAUGGUUGUAAACUGAUGAUCAAAAAUAGAUUUAAACAAUUUUACAUGCUUUUAUUUAAACGCAGUAUUACUUCGAUCUUGCUUUACACUUUUUGGUACCUAAUAAUAUUCAAUAAUAACGUCACAUAUAAUGCAUUUCUUUCAACGAACACAGACACGUCUCCUUCGUUUAACAUCAUUCAUUGUUUUUACCAGACUUACAAUCUCACAAACGAUGCAAUGGAUAAACGAAAUAUUUUCUGAACAUCACACACUUUGAUAAGAAAUGAUCAAUGUAAGCGAUAUUUAAAAGAAAAAUCAUGAAUAUUCCCUCCAAAUAAUUUUUAAAAAAUUACGUAUUUGCUAGAAGUCAAAUCUCUGAUAAAUGUAAUGGAAGGAGACAGAAGGGGAUUAAGGGUUCUCAGGAACCUUGGCAUACUGAGAAGGGGAAACUGUCUAUAAUGGAGAAAUAAUGUAUUUAGCAUGAUGUUACCAGUUACAUUUAACGUAAUUACAAUUACAAUGAUUAUUGUGUAUUGCAUGUGUAUGUGAAGUGUAUGUAAUUACAAGUAAACUCUACAAAAACCGAAAAAAACGAGAUAAGUGGAAGGAGAAACUGUGGCACACUUUUGCCAUUUAAUAGUAGUCAAUUCUUCAAAACGCAUUAGGUUAAGAGUGAAGACGGCAUGAUGAUAUAUGGACACUAUUUUCUAAACGUAUUACAACAAUAAUUUAUGAAUUUGUUGGUAAUUUUAUACAUAUAUAUACACAGUUACUUUUGUUAGCUAGCAAAACGACAACGACAACUUAGGUAGCGCCGAGGUAGAUAAACUUUAUGAAUGUUGUACCCAAAGCCCACGCCCCGGACACCCGCGAGAGCACACUGUACAGGCACGAACCUCACGGCGGGAUGGAGUCCUGGAAUCCUGGAGUCCGUCCCUACGCAUCCUACCAAGCUAGUUAGGUCCGCGUCCCUCGAAACACGUUUUCUCCUCAUUGACACUCUACACUCCUCAAUCGACACUCCACACUCAUUGAUUACAAUCUAUGUUGGAUCCGUUGUACUCUGCCAUUUUUGGUGUGAUAUUCUAUUGGUUGUGGCGGUUAUUUUAGGCCGCUUUACACAUUGUUGCAUUUCUACUAAUCGUAACUGGCCUAAACUGGGUCAGAAUAUUACGAAAAACGAAUACUGAUAAACCAAAAAAAUUAAAUGUUAUAUAACUUAUUCAAUUUCCUGUUGUUGUUUUGGUUGUACAUGCGCAAUGGUUUUUGAACUCGUUUUGACUAACUGUAACUGAUUGCCAAACUUUGUUAACUAUUUUAGUCCAUACAUACGUACAUACAUACUUUUAGGUUUAAGCACUUGUAAUUUAAUCGAACAUGAUUUGAGCAAACUUAAUGAAAAUGAACUAAACUUACAAAACACAAAACGAAAAUAAAGUGGUGGUCGUAACUAA